CGCUGCCAUGGCGCUGUCGGCACUCGGACCUGCUCUCCAGCCACUCGCUCCUCUAUUCGGUUGCUCACUUCGCGCCAGCGCACGCACCCCCCACCACCACCACCCCGCCGCCGCCGCCGCCCUCGUUGCCGCCGGUUCGCGCUUCUUCCACACCUCGCAGCCCACCCUCUUCGGGCCGCCCUUCCGCCGGUCUCAGCAGUCCGUGCACCCGGUCUACUUCAGCGAGUCCUUCUCCGCCGAGGACGCCGACGUCGACCCCUCCGCCGACGAACGUUCUCCCCCCGUGGCCGCUGCUCCCCCCCCGUCCACGCCACCGCCGCCCCCCUCCUCCCCUUUCUCCUUCAUCCCGCAGCUCCUGCUGCCUCUCUCCUUUCUCAUGCCUUCCAACAGCACCGCCACCAGCCAGUCGGUCACCUACCCCGACCCCAAGGUCGCUGUGCCCGCCCCCGAGGACGGCGAGCACGACUACACCCGCGUCUUGCAGGGCGCCCUCGCGGCCAACACCCACACGGCCUCCAUCCCGGCCGGCAUGCCGCGGCUCGACCUGCACCCGGCCAUCCCCCCGAUGACCACCCCCGGUCUGGUGGGCUUUGCCGUGGGGCAGCCCUCGAUCACCAACUUCCCCAUGUCGCCGACCACGACCGCCGCGCGCAUUGCCGCCGUCGACCCGGCAUCCAUCGCCAUGGCCGUCGACACGUCGAUCGUGGUGGGCGAGCAUGGGCGCGCUCUGGUUUCCACCCCGGACAUCCUCACCCGGGACAUUGUCCGGCCACGUGCCAUGAGCCUCGGCGGUGAUGAGGACAACCUGCCGCCGGGUGCUCCCUCGCCGUCGGCCUUCGUCCGCGGCGGCGCGGUCUUCUCCCACAUCGCCAAUGAUGAGGAGCUGGCUGCUUCCGAGGCCGCGGCCGCGGCGGCCGUCGCCUCGGCUGCCGCCAUCCCCGACACCGACGACAUGGCCGGCAUCGAGACCCACCCCUCCGGGCUGGACCGCAACACCAGCGGCUUCAUCAAGCUCCAGAGCAAGGACACCGAGCUGUCGCGCGACCUGUCCGAGAUCUUCCUCUACAACCAGCGCUGGGCCCAGCAGACCAAGCACCGGGACCCGAACUACUUCCGCAAGCUGGCCUCCCAGCAGUCCCCCAAGUUCCUGUGGAUCGGCUGCUCGGACAGCCGUGUCCCUGCCAACCAGCUGAUGGGCCUGGCUCCGGGCGAGGUGUUUGUCCACCGCAACAUCGCCAAUGUCGUGGUUCACACCGAUCUCAACUGCCUGUCGGUCCUGCAGUACGCCGUGUCGGUCCUGCGCGUGGAGCACAUCAUCGUCUGCGGCCACUACCGGUGCGGUGGUGUGCGCGCCGCCAUGACCCGCUCCAGCCAUGGGCUCAUCGACAACUGGCUGCGCUCCAUCAAGGAUGUCUGCUACGCCAACCAGGCCGAGCUGUCCGCCAUCAAGGACUUCGAGCGCCGGGCUGACCGUGCUUGCGAGCUGAACGUCCGUGAGCAGGUUGGCAACAUUUGCCAGACCGAGAUUGUCCAGUCCGCCUGGGCCCGGGGGCAGUCGCUCUCGGUGCACGGCUGGAUCUAUGACAUCAGUGACGGUCUCCUGCGUGACCUCGCUGUGUGCGUCACCAGCGCCGAGCAGCUGAGCUCCAUCUACCGCUUCGAUCAGGAUACCCUGAGCAAGUGAGCGCCCUCCCCCACAC
This is a messenger RNA of Fonticula alba, 1700 nucleotides long. RefSeq lists its product as hypothetical. The coding region runs from base 8 to 1684 and encodes 558 amino acids. Gene Ontology annotation, biological process: carbon utilization. NCBI's taxonomy places the organism in Eukaryota, Rotosphaerida, Fonticulaceae. Gene Ontology annotation, molecular function: carbonate dehydratase activity; zinc ion binding. The record is from RefSeq and is a predicted model, not a curated record. The transcript is spliced from 2 exons.